Messenger RNA from Schizosaccharomyces japonicus yFS275, 1131 nucleotides. Its product is annotated as programmed cell death protein. Gene Ontology annotation, cellular component: cytosol; cytoplasm. Bases 1 to 1131 code for a protein of 376 amino acids. Lineage: Eukaryota; Fungi; Ascomycota; Schizosaccharomycetes; Schizosaccharomycetales; Schizosaccharomycetaceae. The transcript is spliced from 2 exons. The record is from RefSeq and is a predicted model, not a curated record.
AUGUCUAGCGGACGGUCAUACACUACACAGACAUGGCUCGGAUUCCCUGAUGCUAAAUUAUGUGACUCUGAGGCACCUGAUGCGUAUUCAUCAUUCCUCGGAGGUUCACCAGUCUUUUUUGGCCAACAUUCGUGCAAUCCGGAGUUGCUGCGUUGUGGACGUUGUAAAGAGUACAUGCAGUUCGUGCUUCAGUGCUAUUCACCCCUUGAAGGAGAUGAUACGAAAGAACGGGCUUUGUACAUUUGGAUGUGUCACAAUGCUUCAUGUAAACGAAAUCCUGAGGGUGUACGUUGCCUUCGAGGGGAAAGGCUUCUUAAAAAUACUGAGCAAGAAACGAAAGAAUCGCCUCAGAAAACGAAGGAUUUGAGUACCAAUGUCGCUCAGAAACCAACCUUUGUAAAUCCGUUUUCUGCACCUUCGUCCAAUGCUACGGAGUUUGCCAAUCCCUUUUGCUCUUCUAGCACUCAGCAGCUCAGUAAUCCAUUUUUGUCAUCUACAUCACAGAAGACACCGUUUAGUCAGAUUGCUGCUAAACAUGCUACGAAAAAGGAUCCUGUGGUUGUACAUGAAACACAGUCAGCGAAGCGCACGCGUUUUACUAAUUCGUUUACUUAUCCGGAAGAAAUCCCACAAUUUCCGGGUACCUAUAUCGCUUUCGACAAAGAAGUGAUUCCUAUAAAGCAACAAGGAAAAUCUAAAAAGGAGAAGCAACUAAUGUUGGAUGCGACAGCUGAUCCUAGUGAUUGGGGCCAGGAAGGUUACGAGAAGUCUCCAGCGGUAUUCGAAAAGGCAUUCCGUCAAUUUACAGAGCGCAUUGCAUUCAAUCCUCAGCAGUGUGUUCGUUACGAACGUGGGGGAGCAGCGUUGUUGUCUUCUUUCCGAGAUCAACUUGGUUCCUCUAUUCGUUCUGCUUUAAAUGGUAAUAAAAACCCUUUUCCAAAUUGUCGGCAUUGUAAUUCGCCCAGAGUGUUUGAAUUGCAACUUGUUCCUCAGACUAUUUCGUUAUUGGAUGAUAUGGUCUCCGAAUGGACAUCCGUUCUGGUUGCAACUUGCGCCAUGGACUGCUUGCCUAGCGUUGAUCAAGACAUGUGCGGUUUUGUCGAUGAGUGGGUAGGUAUCCAAUUUGAAUAG